Molecule: messenger RNA, 792 nt
Organism: Ixodes scapularis (black-legged tick)
Lineage: Eukaryota; Metazoa; Arthropoda; Arachnida; Ixodida; Ixodidae
Product: lipase member M-like
Exons: 6
Coding region: 1-792 (263 amino acids)
Biological process (GO): lipid metabolic process
Source: RefSeq, a predicted model, not a curated record
AUGCAUUUCUUCAGUUUGUCUUUUAUUGGCAAGUCUGAAUUGAUCUCCAGCAAAGGCUAUCCAGUCGAAGAAUACGAGGCUACAACCAGCGACGGUUAUGUGAUUCGCAUUCAACGUAUUCCACGAGGCAAAAACGAAAGCCAGGACGCACCUUUGUCCAAUAAGACAACGAUAUUGCUGCAACAUGGCGUGCUCGGUGCCUCAUCAGAUUUCGUUAUAAAUUUUCCCAACCAAAGCUUGGGAUUCAUUCUGGCCGACGCUGGAUACGACGUGUGGUUAGGAAAUUCCCGAGGAAAUACAUACUCAAGUCACAUAAACCUCACUCGGGAAGAGAGGCAAUUCUGGGACUUCAGCAUUGACGAAACGGCUUCCGACGAUUUACCAUCAAUAAUUGAUACUGUUUUGAGGGAAACGGGUAAAGAAAAACUUCAGUACGUCGGGUGGUCACAAGGAGCACUGCAGAUGCUCGCACUGCUUUCUGAGAAACCAGAAUACAACAAAAAGUCGGAGCUGAUCGCCACCAAAGGCUACCCGGUCGAAGAAUACGAGGCUAUCACCAGUGACGGUUACGUGAUUGGCAUUCAACGUAUUCCAAGAGGCAAGAACGAAAAUCCGGACCCACUUUUGACCAACAAGACGACCAUAUUGCUGCAACAUGGCAUGCUCGGUGCAUCAUCGGAUUUCGUUUUUAAUUUUCCUGACCAGAGCAUGGAUAAAACUUUGUGUCUCCAAUGCUCGUUACAAGACAUUUGUAUCCAUUCAAGUUCCAAUAUCAGUCAGCAAGUUUAUUAA